CUUCAACGCCGGUUACGUAAAAUUAUGUACGUUUAAUUUGCUUCAGUUUGCAGUUUUAAUUCAGUUUUCUUCCAUCAAUUUAAAUUUAGUCGAUUCAAAUAGUUCAUCAUCUUCUCUUCAUUCAACCAGAAUAAGUUACAGACAAAAAAUGUCAAAAGAUAACGGGCUUUCGAAAAAUGGGACGCGACAUAUUUUGCAAGAUUUACUUUGUUCCACGGUUCGUUUGCAAAGGACAAAUUUUCUUCCCCCAACGCAAUACGAUCACAGGUUUUCAGUGAAAAUUGAGGGGGAUAUUUCAUCCCCAGAAUUAAGGUCGUGCUCGAUUUGUUCCGAAUCGAUAAAUCUGCGUCCUCUCGCUCUCCAAGAAAUGGAAGUUCUUGCCAAAUUCGUCCUAAGUCAGGAGCAAAUUUCCCUCAUUUUACAAACUGACGAUCAUCCUCCAAUACUUUGUUGCAAAAUUUGCUCCUCCGUGAUCCUCUCCUUGGCCAAGUUGUCCACGCAGAUCGAAAAUAUUACGAUUUCUCUGCGUGCCGUGAUUUCCAGUAGGAACGGACUUUUUCAUAAAUUGCGAAAUGAAUCCAAAAUUAGUGCGACCGACAAUAACUCUCCUGCCGAACAAAUUCCUCAAAAUGAUGAUGAUGACCAACAAUUAACUGGAUGGAUUGAGGUAGAAGAAGAAUUCUCCGUAAAAGUCGAGCCUAUCACCGAUAACAUUGACGAUAAGACCGGCGAUCCCACGCCUGAUCCUCUUUACGAACCGGACACGUCAGAAAGUGAGGACGGCGACUCGGACUCAGACCCAGUCAUUGCAAAUUCCGAUGUCAAGCCUGAAUCAAAAUUUGCGUGCAAAAUAUGCCUACCUAACGUCACAUUUUCCAGGGGUGACCAUUACAGGCGCUACGUGGAGAACAAGAAUAUUCAUCCCGACAUUUCGGAUUCUAGUUUUGCUCGCGUGCAGGCUCGAUUAGCAUCAAAAAAAUUUGCGUGCGAUGAAUGUGACAAAAGGUUCACGUACCUCGAAAACCUCUUGCGCCACAUGAGAAACAAGAAUAUUCAUCCCGACAUUUCCGACGCUGAAAUUGCCGCCGUAGCAAAGAAAAACUUUACAAAUUGUGAACCUUUCGCCAAACCUGAGUUAAAAUUUGAAUGCAAAAUAUGCCAGCCGAACGUCACGUUUCUUAGGUAUCACAACUACAAGGGGCACAUGACGGACAAGAAAAUACAUCCUCCCGCGGCAAUAAAACGAGCCAAACGACUAAAAAAGAAGCCAUAUCCUUGUCCAAAAUCUACCAAGAGGUUCACCUCGUGCUACAACUUAAACCGACAUAAGCAAACCUUCCACGACUUGGCUCCUUUUCAACGGAAGUGCACCCUGUGCCCGGAAGUCUUCAACCGCUUUUUCUUAUUUGAAAGGCACAUGCGCAAGUGUCACGAUGUCCCAGUUGAAGCAAGUUCCAGCAAAGAAGAGCGGCAUUCCUGCGCAAUAUGCCCAAACAUCUUUUCCUCAUCGUCAAACAAGACUCGUCACGUGGAACUGGCCCAUUUCCCGGACAAGACGUCCUGUCCGUAUGGAUGCGAAACCAAGAUUGUCUCGGAGGCUGCCUGGGUGAAGCAUUUGGAGGGGUGUGACUCACCAAAAACGAGUAAAGAAUCGGAAAUCACGUGCAGAUUUUGUCCCGCCGUGUUUCGCGACAUCCUCUUGGAGAUAGAACAUCGCCUGCGCGUGCAUCCCAAGCAGACGUGCACCUGUUCAAUUUGUAAGGCAAGAUUUACUCGUCAAUCUAUACUUAAUGAUCACCGUUGUCCUGGCUGAAAAUCAAAACUGGAACUAUGUGUCUGACUUCUGGUUUAAAAGUUCUUUAUUUUUAAAGCGUCUUUAAUUCUUCCCGAUUUCCCAUUCCAUUUUUUCAUUUUGUAUUUAUUUAUGUGUAUUUAUUCAUAAUUUGCUGAAAAUAUGUACGUAUUUGACAAUAAAAAUUUCAUUUGCUCUGAAACCAAAUUAAGAUUUCCCAGUCCACCGUGAAUGAAAUUUCAAAAACGAAUUUGCAGAUGCUGAUUGUGUAAUGCAGGACGCGUAUGCAAAUUUUUUCGUAAGAGUUUUUUUUGAAGCUUUAUUAAGGUGUCUAAAAAGUUCACAGCUACAGGACAUGCUCUCCCACAAGUGACACAUAUUUUUAAACAACUAUGUAUCUAACUAAAUAUAUCUACAAAUUAUCCGACUAACUAAAUAUAUACUCAUUCUAUUA
Molecule: messenger RNA, 2246 nt
Organism: Folsomia candida
Lineage: Eukaryota; Metazoa; Arthropoda; Collembola; Entomobryomorpha; Isotomidae
Product: zinc finger protein 572
Exons: 8
Coding region: 149-1813 (554 amino acids)
Biological process (GO): regulation of transcription by RNA polymerase II
Cellular component (GO): nucleus
Molecular function (GO): RNA polymerase II transcription regulatory region sequence-specific DNA binding; DNA-binding transcription factor activity, RNA polymerase II-specific
Source: RefSeq, a predicted model, not a curated record